AUGCAUGGACCAGAUAGAGCUCAAGCCAUUGCUAAGAAUCCAUUUGUUGAGGAAUAUAACACCAAGUAUGGGAGAACAGGGUUGUUUCUGCUUGUAGAAGCUGCAGCUGACGCUUAUACUCGUCAUGAAUUCAUUGGCAUCUUCAAUGACAUAAGGAGCAGAAGCCCCAAAUUAGCUGCAUCUUUAGAAGAAUCUGAUUUUGCAAAGUACAAUACCAUGACAACCAACAUUGCGGAGUCUCUGAAUUCGAUUUUAAACUUGGCUUGUGAGUUGCCAAUAAUGUCUCUUUAUGAGACCAUUAGGUUAACUCUCACAACAUGGUUUCAUGAACGUCGGGAAAAAGCUCUUAAACACAAAAAGCUCAUCACACCACGCGUAGUGAAGAUGAUAUUAGAGAGAUCCAAUGCUGCAAUGAAACUUGAUGCUUUCCAAGUAGAUUGGUUUGAGUUUGAAGUAAAGGAUGAGACUCGGAAGUACAUUGUUCAUCUGGAAAACAAGCAAUGCACUUGUCUCAUUUUUAACAUCGGCAGAAUCCCUUGUGUCCAUGCUAUUGUUGCAGCUAAGCGUACAAACAAGGAUGAGAACAAGUAUGUGGAUCAGGUCUACUUGACGGAAACCUGGGCUAAAGCAUAUGCUGAGAGCAUUCACCCAUGUUGA
Messenger RNA from Eutrema salsugineum, 657 nucleotides. RefSeq lists its product as uncharacterized. NCBI's taxonomy places the organism in Eukaryota, Viridiplantae, Streptophyta, Magnoliopsida, Brassicales, Brassicaceae. Bases 1 to 657 code for a protein of 218 amino acids. Gene Ontology annotation, molecular function: zinc ion binding. The record is from RefSeq and is a predicted model, not a curated record. The transcript is spliced from 4 exons.